This is a messenger RNA of Chiloscyllium plagiosum (whitespotted bambooshark), 5940 nucleotides long. The record is from RefSeq and is a predicted model, not a curated record. Lineage: Eukaryota; Metazoa; Chordata; Chondrichthyes; Orectolobiformes; Hemiscylliidae.
AGGCAUAACUUACGUAUGAAAACAUGGAGGUUUCUUACACUUUGAAAUAGUGCUGUUACGUUUAUUGUGUUCCAUUCUGUAGAUGGGAAUUCAUAGAUAACAAAUUACAAAUCUGAAAUCAGACAAGAAUUCAAUUCCUUCCCAUUACUCAUUUAUUUAGUUAGCCCUGUAAAGUUUUUCUGCUAAUUGUUCCUUAGUUGCAAACCUGGGACUUUGAUAGUUAAAUACAUUAUCAUCCAAGCUAGUACAUCAUCUGAAAUUGUUAUUAAAUGAUCUAUUCUGUCUUUCUCUCUUCCAAGUUCAUUAGGCAACCAAUCCCUUCUAAUUCUUUCUGACUACUAAAUUCUCCUUCAUGUUUUUCACUUCUUUGCUUUUUGCUACUGAAUUAUACAAUCCCUAAGUAGCAUAUUGUUCACUCCUAGCUGCAACACUGCUCAAUACAGCUGGGAAAGAAGAUGUUCAACAGUAAAAUACAUUUACCAGUACCUUUUUAUUAAUCCUUACUUCCAUUUUACUCCAAUGAGAAAUCACUUUUUUGGCUAAGAUCAUUCAUUUCUUCUGUUGCCUUUGAAGAAAUCUUACAGAAUUCUUAACAUCAUAAAAACCAAAAAAAAGUUAUGAGGAAAGGUUAGGACACAAGACAUUAACUCUGAUUUCUCUCCACAGAUGCUGCCAGACCUGCUGAGCUUUUUCAGCAAUUUCUGUUUUUAUAUCUCAUCAUAGUUGCAGGUAUUGGGACAAAAUAUGUCUGACUGUCACAAAACAAAAUUAAAAUGCUGGAGAAACUCAGCAGCUUAUUUCUCCUAGGAUUACAACUACAACUGCUCAGAUGGGGUGCAGAUGCUGCAGAAUGAUAAGAAGGUACAUCUUUGGACCGACUAUUAUAAGAGAACUACCGCCCAACAGUGUGAAAAACGAAAAAAAUUAUAGAAACAAUGACAUUAAACAUGAGACCUCAUUUCACAACAGGAACAUCAAAACUAACAAUAUCGUCACUUCAACUUUGGACAAAGUGAUAAACUUGGAAGAACAAAAUAUAGAAAUCAUAAGAAAGGAAAUUAAUGUAUCAGAAAAGAAUUUAACACGUGUAGAAGAGAAAACAGUGGAAGGUGUUGAACACAACACUGACAAAGAUGCAAUACGCACAUUGAAUAAUAAACUUCUACAUCCAGAAUCUUACACAGUUGCAGAACAUGAUGAAAUAGUUCAAAACGCGAAUACAGAUAACUGUUCCUUAAACAAUAAUUUAAAAGCUAUGUCUAAAGAUGAACUGGCACAGCACCAUGACCCAGAAACAGAAAGCGAUUGUCAUACAGUUAAUGGGCCAUCCACAGAACAUCCCACUGAAGCAGAAAACAUGGACAAAGCAUGUCAGGUCCAUGAAGGAGGAGAGGAAACAAUUGACAACAAGGAAAUUGACUUUCCAAAUAACGGUUUAUUGUUGCAUGUACAACAUGCUGAAUUAAAUCAAUAUAAUCUGGAAACUGACACGGAUGAAAUCAAAACUUCUUCCAACCAAUCUUCUGAUACAGAAAUGUAUACCAUAAAUGGGCAUGAAGAUCUAGGAAAUACUCCUCCUACUACUAUUGAUGAAGAACUCAGUGUCGAUUUGUUUGAAGAAGUGAAACUCAGGAUUGAUGGGGAAGAUCCAGAGGUGGCUGCUGCACUUGCAGCACUGGAAGCAGCAACAGCAGGAGAGGAUGAUAACGUGGAGGAUUAGAAUGCACUUAACAACAUGGGACUUACUGAAACACAAUUAUGUUAAGCAUUAAAUGUAUCUUUGGGUUUCAAGUGGCUUCCUUAGACUGUGGUUUCUGAUUAACAUAAUGCAAGCCAGUUACUGUUUCUAAACUGAAAAAAAAUCUAAAAGAUAAAAGGACCAGGACAUGGGUCACUUCACUUAGAUAUUUUCUGGCAGGCAACCCAUGCCAAUUUGGGAACAGUAAGAGUUCUCAUUGGAAGGUGGGAUGGGCAUUGAGAAAAGGGCUCAGAUAAUGUGCAAGUGAGUGAAUCAAAAUGCUCAAAUCAGUUCCAGUGUCUUGGAAGCUUUGAUUCCCAAAUGCACUACAAUACCUGGAUAAUUGUUCUUCUCUUGCAUUGAGAUCAAAGAACAAGAGGAGCAAGGAGCUGCAGUAACUCUGGAAGAGUCAUCUCAUUGGCUUGGUUUCCUGGUAUUUCAUAUAAUCUGAAUAGGACAGGUCAAACUUGUGCUUGUGCCUUGCAUGAUGGAAACUCUUGCAAGUCCCUUUUACCAGCACACCCAACUUUUCAACAUGCUGGGUCUCUUGUGCCCAGCAAGAGCAUUUGUAGGGUCACUAUCUUUUCAAUUAAUCUUUACCAAUGCUGUCAUGUGGUACUUUGUGCCUGGUAUAGUGCAGAAAAAGUACCAUUGGUGCAUUAAGUCUGUCAUUGUAUUUUUCUUUGAGCCUUUCAAUGUUUAUUCCCAUUCUUUUGCUCACCCCCCUUGAUCAUUGCUCUUUAUGAGCAGCUCCCUGUAACGUAGAAACUUCAUAAUCCAGAAGACCAUUCAGUCUGUUAUAUCUCUGGUGGCCAAAAAGAGUAAUCUAGACUAAUCCCACUUUCUACACCAAUAGGCUUCAACACUAAACAGUAUCUUUUCAAUGUGAUGGGGUGUUCAGUCGCUUGUAGCUUUUCACUGAGUGAGUUUCAGUGCCUGUUUUAUAUUCAAACCUAAAUUGCUGACAUUUCGAAUGAAAAUCAAGAGACCCAGCACUGAACUUGACGGAAACUCAAUGGAAGUUAUGGAAGUAACUCCUGGCCAUUGUUAUGUGCCACUUUCAAUCCAGUCUGCCACUUUCCCAUUGGUCCUUUUCCUUUUCAGAUGAGUCUGCAUUUGGGGACCUUGUUAAAAGCCUUCCUAAAUCCCACAGAAACUACAUCAAACAAACUACGCUGAUUCACCUACUGUGUUACUUCUUCAAAAUUUACAGUCAUUAGACAAAACCUUUCCUUCACAAAUCCAUGUUGACUAUCCUUGAUUAAUCCACAUUUUUCUAAACAACAAACAUUAUUCCUCUGAAUUCUUUCUAGUAAUUUGGGUUGAGGGCCCUGUAAUUACUCGAGUAAUGCCCGUCUCUCUUUUUAAACAAUGUUGUCGCCACAUCUGCAACCUCAGAACACCUCGGAGCCUCCAAUACUUCCUUCCUUGUUUCUUUCAGCUGCAUGGGGUACAUUUUAUGCAUAAUGAGUUUCCUACUUCUAAAGAUACUAAACGCUUCAAUAUUUCCUCUCUCACAUUCUCUAUCCCAAUACACUCCUUUUUAAACUACAAUGUCUGCAUUAUUCCCAUAUUCCGUAAAAACAAAAUAUUCAUUAGAACCAAGACCAUGUCUUCUAUCUUCACUUGGUCAUUAAUUGACACUUUCCUUAGUUAUCUUCCUGUUUAUUAACUCUUUCUUAAACAUAUUUAGAUACUUCUUGAUGUUACUUUCCAUUAAUUUAUGAAGCCCUCUCUUUGCUUUUAGUUUCCUUUUAGUUUCACCCCUUCAUUUUUUGUUACAACCUCCUAGCUGUCUGUCGUAUUGAAUUUUGGUUGUUGAUACAAGCUUGGUUUUACCUUAUCACAUCUUCUCUGCUCACUGACUUACUUCCAGGGAACUUAGUUUCACACAUCUCGUCCUUUGAAUUACUUAGUCAUGGUUUCUUAUUCCAGCUCUUAAUUGGAAAUAGGAAGCUAGUCCUCACUGCUUUUAGCAAGUGUAUAUUUGCCCACUGUGUGAUGGCCGAUUUAAACACAGUAAAACUAUUGAAGUGCCAUACACUUUAUGAAUACUUAGCAGUGGCACACUUGUUUGUUGACAAAUACACUGAGCCACAUAUAUCUUUGGCAAAGAAGUUAAUACAGAACAGCAUAAUGGUCUAUUUUCUAAAAAUUAAACAAUAAAUCCCUGCAGAGAAAAAGUGAACAUUUAUGCUGCAAUAUAUGAUAAAGGUAGCUGAAACUGUACUAAUGGACAGAAAUGUAACGAAAUUAAAAGCCCAUUGUAAUGCAAAGCAAACUGGCAAGGAAGCAACCAACAUAAAAGUACAUCUAAAUACUGCCAACAUCUUUGAAAUUGGUGUUAAUAGGAAGAAGCUCAUGUUUAUUUUACUAUCUGGCUGUUGAAACUUGUGUGUUUUAAGUGAUCGGGAAGAUGUCAAAUGCAAUCACAAAAAACUGCCAUAGAAAUGAUUGUCCAGACAGCUAGAGUGAUGAAUGUACUGUAUAUAUUGCAAAAGGCCAAUUUACUGACUGUGAAUGAAAGCACUUAUCACUUAUUGCAAUAAUCUCAGAAGAAGUGAGAGCAUUCUGGAGUAACAAGCCUCAGGAGGGCUUGUUUGGAAGUUCUGUACAAAAUAUAUUCAUAUUCAAUAUUGUAAAUUGAAUUGUUUUAUUAAUUGUAAAGCUUUUCUAUAUCUGUCAAUGCUUUAUAUGAAACUUGAUAUGCAGCACGUUAGUUAAUAACAAUUGAAGCUGCAUCAAAAAAAUGAACUAUCACUUUCCAAUUUCAAAAUGUGGAUAAUAUUAACUUAUAUAAAGAAAUAUCAUGAAUAUUAUUAACAGUUUUCUUUCUGAACACUUUGUGGACUACAAUAAAAUAUUUGUUACAGAUGACAAUACUCUAUUACAUUAUAAAUUUUAUAAUGCUCCUCUUUGUAAAUAUGGCACAGAGGCAAAUUAGCAAGAGUUUUCGAAAGAGUGAAAGCGUUGUCAGUGUGCAUAUCUCGAUUUCCUGCUUGGUCACACUUAGAAUUUCUUUGUCAUAUUUUCCGAUACAGGUUCAAUUUAGCAUUCAGGCAUUUACUGUAAACAUCAAAUGCAGACAAGCAUCACACUAGAGUUCAGUCUCUAUGUAUUGCUCAUGUGAUACCAGAAGAAUGUGAACAAAUGAUUUCCUUUGAAUCUCCUUCAGGAAAGGUUAUGGGUCAUUUUGGCUCUAGAUAUUGUCACUUUCCUGUGACACAUCCAAACAUAUUGACAAUGCUGCAGUGCUUUCCAAAGUUGUGCAUCCUUCAUUAACAACAGGACAAACUAUGAGGCAUCUUGCUUAAUUAGCUCACCUAGAAAUAGUAGACUCAGGCACACUUUGGUAGCUCCUGAAAAUGGGCACAAGGAUCACAAUUUGUGAUCAAACCAUGCCCUUGAUUCUGAAACAGGAACCCACACACUAUUUCAGCAUUUGCACAAUUGUGGCAUGUGUCCAGGACUAUGUAUACUGUUGAUCAAUGGCCCAAGGGAUUCAAACCAGCUUGUACUCCUUAAAGUCAGCAGAUAACUCAAACCAAUGUUGGCAUUCAUUUUAAAAGUGAAUUGGAAUGGAGAACAACAAUUUUUUUAAAAGCCUCCAUGUGACAAAGGGCUUGGUCUAAAAUUCUCCAAUAGUGUACUGGAAGCCUUGAUGCAAGCAGGAGUAAUUUCCCUAUCCACCAGGAGGCCUUCCGGAGGAUAAAUAGCAGUAAUGCCACAAAACCAUGUAGUUGAUGCUAGCAGUCUAACCCCAAGGGUCUAGGCGCAGUGUCUCAAGAGAUUUGAUGAUCUCACAAGCAGUGAAAUUCUGUCAAUGAAUCUUCAAAUACCUUAUCCUAAACGUUGCACAUUCAGCAUUAUUGAGUUCAAUGUAGUGCACCCCCAGUACUCACUUAACAACAAUCUGCAUCAACCACAAAUCAUGCCUUAGGUUCACCUCACCAUCACAAAAUGUGCAUUGUAACAAGGCUUACGAUUAAAUCUUGCACACUCUGCCAGUUAUUCAGCCAUGUGCAGCACCCAACGACAUUUUGAUGGAGCAGUAUGUAGAUGCAAUCUGAUGGAUACACACAAAGAAAUAUUCAGUGCAUUUGACAAGCCUCUCAGAAAGGGCAAGAUGAAUGAGAUGAGGCAAUAUAGUUGUAACAACACAAUUCAGGGCACCUAUUUGUUUAUAGAUUUUGAAGCUAAUG